CAGCUUCCUUCCUUGCGAAAAAAAUUGUAAAGGCGGCCAUUAUCAAUCGGUCUGCGCUUGCGUAGUCUUUCUUUUUGCCAACAGCCAAGAUGUCGAAGAGAGGAAGGGGAGGUUUGGGAGGAGCGAAGUUUCGCGUGUCCCUCGGUCUUCCGGUGGGGGCCGUGAUCAACUGCGCCGACAACACUGGAGCCAAGAACCUUUACAUUAUCUCUGUGAAGGGAAUCAAGGGUCGUCUGAACCGACUUCCCGCUGCUGCCGUUGGCGACAUGGUCAUGGCUACCUGCAAGAAGGGAAAGCCAGAACUCAGAAAGAAGGUACUGCCAGCAGUCGUGAUUCGGCAAAGAAAAGCGUACCGGCGAAAAAAUGGAAUAACGUUAUACUUUGAAGACAAUGCGGGUGUGAUAGUGAACAACAAAGGAGAAAUGAAGGGAUCCGCGAUCACUGGCCCCGUCGCCAAGGAGUGUGCUGAUCUCUGGCCCCGUAUUGCUUCUAACGCCCCCAGCGUUGCCUAAUUCCUCUCUUGUUGGCAAAAUAAAUGCUUAAAAAGACA
This is a messenger RNA of Sycon ciliatum, 550 nucleotides long. Its product is annotated as large ribosomal subunit protein uL14. Gene Ontology annotation, biological process: translation. NCBI's taxonomy places the organism in Eukaryota, Metazoa, Porifera, Calcarea, Leucosolenida, Sycettidae. The record is from RefSeq and is a predicted model, not a curated record. Gene Ontology annotation, cellular component: cytosolic large ribosomal subunit; ribosome. Bases 90 to 512 code for a protein of 140 amino acids. Gene Ontology annotation, molecular function: structural constituent of ribosome; large ribosomal subunit rRNA binding. The transcript has 5 exons.